UUUUAGCAUUUAUCAAGUAAGUAAGCUUUAAUGAAGCUUUAAUCACUCAAGCCUCGCUUUUGCAUUCUCCUAUGGCCAGGAUAUAGUUGUAGAGAUUCUUCAUCUUGCUAUGUUGACACUGAGAAGGAUUGUUUGCCAGAAAAUAAUAUCUGUUAUAGCCUAGAUGAGUUUGGAAACACAGAAUCGUAAAGAUGACAAUAACGAGAAUAUUAAAGAAGACCUUGAAAAUUCUGAGAGCAAACUUGACUUUGAAGAGCUACCAGAGGACCCUCGCUCUUCCUUCUUCCAUCCAGAGAAAGAAGAUAAGAAGAUGAAAGGUGCUGAUCCUCCUGACACUUCAAGAGUUUUCCCGAAGCUUAGCCAAGACAUUGUCAGAAAAAGAGCUAAGAAGGAUGAUAAAAAAGACUUCUUAACUCGCUUAGUCAAGCCAUCCCAGAACAGGCUUACUAAUGCAAUGAAAUCUCUAGUCGCGAAGAAAAUAGUUGAGCGUGAGGAGUACGAAAUAGUAUUUAGCCUAUCAAGAACAGUAAAGAUGUUUAUCUACCAUACUCUGUUCUACUUCAUCGGUAUUUUUGCAACACUGCUGAUCUUAAUUAUUGAAGGAUACCAGUUUACUAAAUAAUCUUGGAUUCAUUGGAAUGCAUUUGAGGUUCAUCAUCAUGCAGUACUCCACCCAAGUGAUGUUCAUAGGUUUUAUCGUACUAGUGGCCGUACUUCCUAUGAAAAGUAUAAGCCAGUUUGAGUCUUAUUUCUUCAUUAUGCUUAUGGUCCUCAGAAGCUUCAUUGUAGCAGUCAGGUACGGCUUCAUCUCAAACUCGAGGUACAAGUUGUAUAAAUCACCAGUGAAGUUAUUCUGGAUUACUUCUGAUUUCCUGCUCUUGGGAUGGCUCAAGAUGUCUCCAAAGAUCAUCCAUGAACAAAUUGAUGCGGCUAAAUACAGACUUCAAAUUCAAAAACGAGAAUGGAAGUUUACGUUCAUUACUCCACUUGCAACAGACAUUCAUCAAAGAUUAAUGAUUAACGCUAAGGACUCCAAGGAUGCUUUUGAGAAGAUUGAUAAGGAAUUUGCUUCAAAGAUGAUAACAGCUGACAUCUUUCCAAAAAGUGGAGCUAAAACUACUUCUCUUGUAGCCCAUGCUUUUGCGAAAAUGCCCGAAGAGAAUAAAGAUUAUGCACUCCGAGACACUGAUGAGGAAAAUGUUGAGAUAACUCAGAGCUAUGAAGCAGAAGCAAUUCUUAGAGAAAUGUGUUUGCUAGAGUCUCAUGCCCAUUCAACACCUAUAUAUUCCUUAAUCAUUAUUAUUGCUAGGAUUGCUAUCCAGAUUAUAUCUCAAUUCUACCACAAUGGGAAAUCUUUCUCGGUGUAUUGGUAUGAAUACUUGUUAACUAGCUGGCUCAUCGUUGAUAUCGUAAUAAUCUAUGGAAGCAACCUCUUAUUUAUCAUCGCUGGGAUAAUUGAUUUCAAAAGAAAAUUGUUCUUCAUGAAAAUUCUCCAGAGUAUGAUAUCUAUCCAGAAAAGUAAGGACUUUCAGUAUUCGACAUACUUUCCAACAUUGAAUAUUCUGAAUAAAGAGAACCUGAAAUCAUGGCUUAAAUUACGUUCAGCAAGCUUAGAUCUUGGGAAGAAGUUCACAUAUAGGAUCUUUCUAUACUGUAGCAUCUACUUGAGCGUGUACUUGACAUACCUGAUAUUCUUGUUGAUGAUUGUGUUCAGAAUUAUAAAGGCAGAUUUAGCCAUUGCAGCCUACCUAGCUGGAACAUUUGACAUAAUCGUCAUUUUGACUAUCCUCUUUCAGAUGCUCAGGAUGGGCGCCCAAGUUAAUGACUAUUAUGACAUACAUAAGGGUGAGCUUAUAACAAUUAAAAAGUUACUCUUUGAUGCGAGGGAUAAUCCCGAAAUCUAUGUCAACCUCGGUUCCUCAGCUGACCAUUCUGAUCAACUGCUUGGCAAGAUGAUCAGGACUAUUCCAAGAUCAUCCACUUCCACUUCCAAAUACAUAGACGACUGAAUAAUGUUUAUCGAAAUAGCAAUUCAGGAGCUUGAAUAUGAGAAGGCUACCAAACCUUUGAAACUGAUGGGGCUUACUUGCUCAAAUGAGCUACUCACUUCUGUUUAUACAGGAAUAGCUUCUAUCAGCUUCGCUUUAAUUCAAUAUAUUUAUUCAAGAUACUAA
Moneuplotes crassus is the source of this 2174-nucleotide messenger RNA. NCBI's taxonomy places the organism in Eukaryota, Ciliophora, Spirotrichea, Euplotida, Euplotidae. The record is from the annotation of a GenBank genome assembly.